Urocitellus parryii (Arctic ground squirrel) is the source of this 693-nucleotide messenger RNA. The record is from RefSeq and is a predicted model, not a curated record. NCBI's taxonomy places the organism in Eukaryota, Metazoa, Chordata, Mammalia, Rodentia, Sciuridae.
AUGGAAGACUCAUUCUCCAGCAGCAGCAACUGCACUGACAAAGAAGACUGCAUUUCCAAAUUUCAGUCCAACCUGAGCCUCUCUAUAGGCUACUUCCCCUGUGAGAACAGCAUUGCCUGGAAGUACACUAACAACUCUGAAGAGAAGACUUCUGAGGGUUCUUCCUGCCACUUCCUCCUUCCUGUCAAAGAGUCAUGGGCGACUGAAAGUGGAAGGAUGCCCAUGAGGAAACAUAAACAAAUUCAGGAUGACCCAGAGAAGCUUUACUUACUAGCUACUUUGGAUCUAACAGGAGACAACCAGAGAAUGGAUAAGUUCCCACAGGAAAGGACAAAUCAGACUCUCUGGGAACUGGAUGAUCUAAUGAAAAACCUUAAGGCAUUUCUAAACCAUCAGGAAGAUGACAAUGACUCUGUGUUCUCUGAUUCUCCUCUGGAUGAGGAUCUUCAGCUGUCCAGCACCAUCUCUCCCCACAUGUAUCAGGUCAACAAUCAAAAACAUGAAACUUGUCAGGCCUUGCCCAACUGUGAACCACCAGAAAUUGAAGACAUCAGCCAGUUUCUAGAAAUGUCACCAUGGCUAGAAGAAGAUGAACUUGCUGAGGUGAGCAAAGAGGUGCCUCAGUACAGAGCAAGGGAUAGGCCUAGUGGGGGUGCCAGGUUGGACAGCAUGGAUCCUAACUUCCUGCUGUGA